CCAAGUUUUUAUGUUUUUUCCAUUUCCCAAAACGAUCAGGUUACCGAUCUUUAAAGCACACAGGAAUAAUAAAAGAACAGGAAGAAGAGGACCAAGAACAAGAAGCAAAACACCACGACGUCGUUCUAGCCACUGAUAGCGGGCAUCCCCCAACAUCCAAUCCUAUAGAUAAAUCCUUAUAGGGCGUUUUCGAUUCCAAGUUUCAUUGUGUGGUAGAGAAUAGAAGAGGGGGUUGUUGAUUGUGGAAGGAAGAAGAUGACCCCAGUUUGCCCAUUCGUGAAAGCCGCUCGCCCAGACGACGGUUCUUCAAGAAAGCCGGCUUCUGAACCCGCGUGUCCGGUUGUUAAUAGUAACAAUAAACAACAACAACAGCAACAGCAGAAGGUAGAGGCUAAAUGCCCAUUUGGGUAUGAUUCUCAAACAUUCAAGCUCGGCCCUCUCAGCUGCAUGAUAUGCCAAGCUCUUCUUUUUCAAUGCAGCAAAUGCGUGCCCUGUUCUCAUUCAUUUUGCAAAGCAUGUGUAUCACGGUUUAAGGACUGUCCGUUGUGUGGGGCUGACAUUGAGAAGAUUGAGGAUAAUGAGAAUCUUCAGAGUUUAGUGGAUCGCUUCAUUGAAGGUCAUGCUAGAAUUAAGAGGCCCCAUAUGGAUGGUGGUGGCGAGAAUGAAGAGGAAACAGAGAAGGUUGAGACCCAGAAUGAUAAAAGAGUGAUUUAUGAGGAUGUUUCUUUGGAGAGAGGAGCUUUCUUAGUCCAGCAAGCCAUGAGGGCCUUUAGAGCUCAGAAUAUAGAAAGUGCCAAGUCAAGACUCAGUGUCUGUGCAGAAGACAUCCGAGAUCAGUUAGGGAAGAUGGGUAACACAUCUGAGUUGUGUUCUCAGCUUGGAGCAGUUCUGGGUAUGCUUGGUGAUUGCUGUCGAGCAACUGGCGAUGCUGGUGCUGCAGUCGCUUAUUUUGAAGAGAGUGUUGAGUUUCUUUCAAAGCUUCCAAAAGAUGACCUGGAGAUUACACAUACACUUUCUGUUUCGCUCAAUAAAAUUGGAGAUCUUAAAUAUUAUGAUGGAGAUCUGGAAGCUGCAAGAUCUUUCUAUUUCCGGUCUUUAAAUGUUCGACGUGAUGCUAUCAAGCAUGAUUCAAAUGCUUCCCAGAUUUUGGAUGUUGCUGUCUCACUUGCGAAAGUUGCGGACGUGGACAGGAAUAUACGGAAUGAGGAUGUGGCGGUUGGUGGAUUUCAGGAAGCCAUAAAAUUGUUGGAAUCUUUAACAUUGAAGCCUGAAGAAGCCGGUCUUGAGCCAAGGCUUCUUUCGGUGCGGGAAUUCCUAAAAAGCCAAAUUACAGAGAAACAAGCGGAUGAUCUAACUGUCUAAGUCCAGGUCUUCCACGUGAAAAAGAGAGAAUAGUAGGCAUAGGCUUUGCAUCAAUAUCCAUACGAGCUUCAGUUCUGUUGUCAAUAAACUGGAAGAUAUGAGUUAUGGUUCUCAAGACAAGCGCUGGAUAUUAUUUCACUCGUAAUCUUCAGCUACUGGUGAUUGUCACUCAAUCGGUUGUAUAUAACAGAAUUGUCUGGAUGGCGACGUCGAUAGCAAGUAGAUUAGGAAUCUGUAUUUUACUUCGUCUGGAUUAAUUAGCUUGUUAAUUACUUUCUUGCUGAACAUACAACUCUUUACUCUUGGUUGUAUUAUCGCCUUGAGACCAUUAAAAUGCAUGCUGUCCAUAUGGUAAUGCUCUCUUUUUUUUUGGUUUUUGGGUUUUGUAGUUCUGGUUUGUUUUUGUUCCUUUCACUUCCGAUAUGAAUGAUGGUAAUUUACGGGGAAUUUCCCUACCAUGUUGUAAUAAACUUAAUACAGUUAAUAAUUGAUGGCUAGACAAUGUAAUUAUUUUAGACA
This is a messenger RNA of Ziziphus jujuba (common jujube), 1881 nucleotides long. RefSeq names its product protein NCA1. Lineage: Eukaryota; Viridiplantae; Streptophyta; Magnoliopsida; Rosales; Rhamnaceae. Gene Ontology annotation, molecular function: protein binding; ubiquitin protein ligase activity. Gene Ontology annotation, biological process: protein ubiquitination. The coding region runs from base 256 to 1362 and encodes 368 amino acids. The record is from RefSeq and is a predicted model, not a curated record. The transcript is spliced from 8 exons.